AUAAUUAUCCCAAUCAAAAUGGCUGCAGUUCCUCAAAUUGGUAUUCUUGUUGAGUUUAACUAUGAAGAUUUAGAGGUCUGGUAUCCAUUGCUGAGGUUCAGGGAGGAAGGUUUCCAUACAUUCUCUAUUGGGCCAGAGGCAGGGAAAGUCUAUCAGUCAAAGAAAGGAUAUCCUUGCAAAGCUGACAAAUCAAUCGAUGAUGUUAAAGCUGAGGAUUUGUCAGCAUUAAUAAUACCUGGUGGCUUUGCUCCAGAUUAUUGGAGAAGAGACCAGCGCUUUCUUGAUCUUGUCAAAACUAUGUUUGACUCUGGUAAAACUGUAGCUUCAAUAUGCCAUGGCCCAUGGUUGCUCUGUUCUGCUAAAGUGCUCAAUGGCAAAAGAGUAACUUGCUUUCAUUCAAUAAAAGAUGAUGUCAUCAAUGCAGGUGCAACUUAUGAAGAUGCUUCUGUGGUGGUUGAUGGGAAUUUAGUAACAUCAAGAAUCCCAACAGAUCUACCUGAUUUCUGUAAAGCAAUCAUUAAACAGAUCAAAGAAAAGCAAUGAUAAUGACUACAGUGUCAUUUUUACUAUAAGAAUAAAUAGUUGAGUUUGAAUAUAAGUUAUAAAAAAGCCAAAA
This is a messenger RNA of Amphimedon queenslandica, 616 nucleotides long. RefSeq names its product putative cysteine protease YraA. The record is from RefSeq and is a predicted model, not a curated record. The coding region runs from base 19 to 543 and encodes 174 amino acids. Lineage: Eukaryota; Metazoa; Porifera; Demospongiae; Haplosclerida; Niphatidae. The transcript has 6 exons.